Molecule: messenger RNA, 1311 nt
Organism: Oncorhynchus gorbuscha (pink salmon)
Lineage: Eukaryota; Metazoa; Chordata; Actinopteri; Salmoniformes; Salmonidae
Product: proteasomal ubiquitin receptor ADRM1-like
Exons: 9
Coding region: 1-1110 (369 amino acids)
Biological process (GO): ubiquitin-dependent protein catabolic process
Cellular component (GO): proteasome regulatory particle, lid subcomplex; nucleus; cytoplasm
Molecular function (GO): proteasome binding; ubiquitin binding; endopeptidase activator activity
Source: RefSeq, a predicted model, not a curated record
AUGAAGGGUAGCACAGUGACACUGUGUACAGAACAAUACUUCUGCUGGAAGGACCGGGGAUCUGGAAAUGUUGAUGAUGACCUGAUCAUCUUCCCUGAUGACUGUGAGUUCAAGAAGGUGAGCCAGUGUACCACUGGGCGUGUGUUUGUGCUCAAGUUCAAGGCUGGAUCCAAGAGGCUGUUCUUCUGGAUGCAGGAGCCUAAAUCGGACAAGGACGAGGAGUAUUGCCGUAAGGUGAAUGAGUACCUGAACAACCCUCCCAUGCCUGGAACACUGGGCAGUGGAGGCAGUAGCAGCCACGAGCUGUCUGCUCUAGGAGGUGAGGGUGGCCUGCAAAGCCUCCUGGGUAACAUGAGCCACACACAGCUGAUGCAGCUGAUUGGACCAACUGGUCUGGGAGGACUUGGUGGUCUAGGGGCCCUAGCAGGACCAGGUCUCGCCAGUCUGUUAGGCAGUGGAGGCCCUGCUACCAGCUCCUCAUCCUCCAGCUCCCGUAGUCAGUCUGCGGCCGUCACCCCCUCCUCCGGUUCCACCACCACCCGGAUCAGUUCGACCGUGGCCCCCACCACUCCAGUUACCCCUGCUGCCACCUCCGCUGCCUCCCCCACUGUCACCCCCACCACUCCUGCUGCCCAGACCCCCGUCGUGCCGGCAGCCGUCGGCUCCCCCACCCAGCCCAUCCAGCUCAGCGACCUGCAGAGUAUCCUGGCCACUAUGAACGUACCGGCCAUGUCUGCUGCCGUCGCCGUGCAGGGAGGUGACGUGGACCUGGCCAGUGUGUGUACCCCGGAGAUCAUGGCUCCUAUCCUGUCUAACUCUGAGGUACAGCAGAGGCUCCUACCCUACCUGCCCUCGGGAGAGUCUCUACCUCAGAGUGCAGAAGAGAUCCAGAACACACUCACCUCGCCACAGUUCCAACAGGCGAUGAGUAUGUUUAGCAGUGCCUUGGCAUCAGGACAGCUCGGACCUCUCAUGAACCAGUUUGGUCUGCCCUCUGCGGCUGUUGAUGCAGCAAACAAAGGAGAUGUGGAAGCGUUUGCCAAAGCCAUGGAAGGGACUGACAAGGAUAAAGACAAGAAGGACGAUGAUGAGGACAUGAGCCUGGAUUAGAAGAUCUGACCUGGAGUCUCUUGACACACGUCCUUCUGUUACUCACCGUUAGUCUGGAGUGUUGCCUCAACGAAUAUUUAGCAUUUCUCAAGAUGCAUCUUUACAGAAAAAUGCAUGUGCCAACGAAUCAAUCGUCUUUGAAUAGCUUGUGUGUAUGUCUUCAAUGCAUUUACGUUAACAUUAAAUUAAUAAAAUUAUCAA